Molecule: messenger RNA, 1518 nt
Organism: Chrysochloris asiatica (Cape golden mole)
Lineage: Eukaryota; Metazoa; Chordata; Mammalia; Afrosoricida; Chrysochloridae
Gene: PHKG2
Product: phosphorylase kinase, gamma 2 (testis)
Exons: 10
Coding region: 95-1315 (406 amino acids)
Biological process (GO): glycogen biosynthetic process; protein phosphorylation
Cellular component (GO): phosphorylase kinase complex
Molecular function (GO): phosphorylase kinase activity; calmodulin binding; ATP binding
Source: RefSeq, a predicted model, not a curated record
AAGGUAAGUGACUGGAGGCGAACCCGGCGACCCCUCAGCCUAACGGAGACCCUGGACUCUCUUCCCGCCCCCACGGGCCUCCACUUCCUUCAGAAUGACUCUGGACGUGGGGCCGGAGGAUGAGCUACCGGACUGGGCCGCGGCCAAGGAGUUUUACCAGAAGUACGACCCUAAGGACAUCAUUGGCAGAGGAGUGAGCUCUGUGGUCCGCCGCUGUGUUCAUCGAGCUACUGGCAAUGAGUUUGCAGUGAAAAUCAUGGAGGUGACAGCCGAGCGGCUAAGUCCUGAACAGCUGGAGGAGGUGCGAGAAGCCACGCGGCGAGAGACACACAUCCUGCGCCAGGUCGCCGGCCAUCCCCACAUCAUCACUCUCAUCGAUUCCUACGAGUCUUCUAGCUUCAUGUUCCUGGUGUUUGACCUGAUGCGGAAGGGAGAGCUGUUUGAUUAUCUCACAGAGAAGGUGGCCCUCUCAGAAAAGGAAACCAGGUCUAUCAUGAGGUCUCUGCUGGAAGCAGUGAGCUUUCUGCAUGCCAACAACAUCGUGCACCGAGACUUGAAGCCUGAGAAUAUCCUCCUAGAUGACAAUAUGCAGAUCCGUCUCUCUGAUUUUGGAUUCUCCUGCCAUUUGGAACCUGGCGAGAGGCUGCGAGAGUUAUGUGGGACCCCAGGCUACCUAGCACCAGAGAUCCUUAGAUGCUCCAUGGAUGAAACCCACCCAGGCUAUGGCAAGGAGGUGGACCUCUGGGCCUGUGGGGUGAUCUUAUUCACACUCCUGGCUGGUUCACCACCUUUCUGGCACCGGCGCCAGAUCUUGAUGCUACGCAUGAUCAUGGAGGGCCAGUACCAGUUUAGUUCACCCGAGUGGGAUGACCGCUCAGACACUGUCAAAGACCUGAUUGCAAGGCUGCUGCAGGUGGAUCCUGAGGUACGCCUGACGGCCGACCAGGCCCUACACCACCCCUUCUUUGAGCGUUGUGAAGGCAGCCAGCCCUGGAAGCUCACCCCCCGCCAACGGUUCAGGGUGGCAGUGUGGACAGUGCUGGCUGCUGGACGUGUAGCCUUGAGUGCGCACCGGAUCCGGCCACUCACCAAGAGUGCACUGCUGAGGGAUCCUUACGCCCUGCGGCCAGUGAGGCGCCUCAUCGACAGCUGUGCCUUCCGGCUCUACGGGCACUGGGUGAAGAAGGGCGAACAGCAGAACCGGGCGGCUCUCUUCCAGCACCGGCCUCCAGGGCCUUUUCCUGUCCCAGGCCCUGACGAGGAAGGGGACUCAGCUGCUGUCCCUGAGGAGGAGGCUAUGCUGGUGUUGAGCUAGGACCAUAGCUCUGGGGAAUUCCAGAAAGCAGAACUCUCCAGAAGUAGGAUUUUUAUCAUUCUAGCCUCUCGGGGCUCUGGGCUCAAGCCUCCAUGUCUGGCUAAGCUAGCUACUAGAUCAUGCUACUAUCAUGAAGAUCAACUUUGUAUGCAUACCCUCACAAGCCAGGACGUUUGAGAUGGAGCAGAGGUGGAAGAGAGCCA